CAUGUCUGCGCCCUUUGGCACCGUGCUGGGCACGACCGACGGUGGCGUCGAGGUCCACUGCUGCGACUACGAGACGCUCGGCGAAUCGGCGCUCGCGGAUCGCAACGACUUUAAGAAUGUCGUCGACGGCGUCACCACCGGCUACAAGUGGCAGUGCGUCGAGCUCGGCCGGCGCUACCUGCUCGUCAACCAUGGCGUCGUGUACGACAACAUUGCGAUGGCGUACGACAUCUUUCGCCUCAAGUACGUCCGGCGCGUGGCCGACAACGUGCUCUUCCCGCUCGUGCCGCACGCCAACGGGGCAGCGACGCAGCUGCCGGCGAAAGGUGCGCUCUUGAUCUGGAACCCCCUCGGCAAGUUUGAGCUGACGGGCCACAUUGCCGUCGUUGUCGACGCAACGUCCACGUACACGGACAUUGUCGAGCAGAACGUCGACUUUACUGUGUGGCCGGCCGGCCAAACGUACUCGCGCCGGCUACCGACGAUCAUCGACCCAAAGACGGGAGGCAUCACGCUCCAGUGCACGCACGAUGGGUCGAUCCUCGGCUGGACCAGCGUCAACUUUGAGAUCGAGUACAACUACGAAGACGUCCCGAAAGCGUCGCCCGCGGACUUUACGCAGCACCAAGUGACGCUCACAGAGGCCCACCUCGCGCGACCGUGGCUCGACCCGUCGCGUUCGUAUGUGCAAACGUUUCUCGCUCAGCCGAGCUGGCAGCCGUCGCCCGGCGUCUCGGACUACUUUUGCAUGAGCCGCCAUGGCCAGGCCGCGCUCGAGUACGCGACCGAGCACCUCCACCACAUGUUCUUGGACGCGACCGACUUCAUUUUGCACCACCAAGACGAACUGGGCGCCCAUUUUCGCAUCCCAAAGGCGCUCUGGCCGCGGCUGUGGCACUCGUGGAUCCACGCCAAGCCCGACUUUGUCGCUGGCCGCUUUGACUUUACCUUGACGCAAGAGGGUCUCAAGGUGUACGAGUACAACGCCGACUCGGCCUCGUGCCUCAUGGAGUGCGGCUACAACCAAGACGCGUGGGCGUCGCUGGCCGAGCUCGACACCAUCGGUCGCAGCGGCAGCGAGCACCUCUUCACCAAGCUCGUCGACACGUGGCAAGCCCGCAGUGUCAUUGGACCACUGCAUUUGCUCUGUGACGACGACCCGGAAGAGCUCUGCCAGACGCAGUACAUGGCGGCGGCUGCGACCGCGGCGGGCCUCGAGACGCACGUCGUCGUCGGUCUGCACGGCCUCACUCGCGUGGACCACGAUAUCUUGGAUGCGUCGGGCAACAUUCUCUCCAACGUGUGGAAGACGUGGGCGUGGCGCACGGCGCUCAACGAGCUCUCGGAGGACGAGUGGACCGAGUUCUUGGCCACGGACGGCAGUGACGGUAUGGGCUGGGUCACGCCCAAGCACGGGCGGCACCGCUACGACAGCAUCAAGCUCGUCGACGUGCUCUUCAGCCCGAGCAUCCGCGUCUUCGAGCCGCUCUGGACACUCAUUCCGAGCUCGAAAGCGAUUUUGCCGGUCCUCAACACGCUCUACCCGCACCACCCGCUGCUGUUGACGUCGUCGUUUGUGCUCACGCCGGCGCUGCAAGCCGCGGGCUACGUCAUCAAGCCCGUCGCCGGCCGCGCGGGCGCCAACAUCUCGAUCGUCGAUGCGAACGGCAGUGUCUUGUCGCAGUCGGACGGCCGCUGGAGCAACGAUACACCGGUGUACCAAGAGCUUGCGCUGCUCCCAAAGCACAACGGCAAGUACGUGCAGCUCGGCACGUGGGCGAUUGGUGGCGAGCACGGCGGCACGAUCAUUCGCGCCGACGCCAACAAGAUUAUGGGCCUCGAGUCGUUCGUCUACGCGAUGCGCGUCAUCGACUAGAGCGUCCUACUUGUACUAUCGACUGCACAACACAAUAAACUGCAUGUGAAAAUGGACA
Saprolegnia diclina VS20 is the source of this 1934-nucleotide messenger RNA. RefSeq lists its product as hypothetical. The transcript has a single exon. The annotation marks the transcript as partial. The record is from RefSeq and is a predicted model, not a curated record. Lineage: Eukaryota; Oomycota; Saprolegniomycetes; Saprolegniales; Saprolegniaceae. Gene Ontology annotation, molecular function: glutathionylspermidine synthase activity; glutathionylspermidine amidase activity.